This is a messenger RNA of Coffea arabica (coffee), 1300 nucleotides long. NCBI's taxonomy places the organism in Eukaryota, Viridiplantae, Streptophyta, Magnoliopsida, Gentianales, Rubiaceae. The record is from RefSeq and is a predicted model, not a curated record.
AGUUCACUAUUCGUAAUCCCUGAGUCACCAAGGUGGUUGGUUGUGCAGAACCGCGUUGAAGAAGCUAGGUCUGUUCUGUUAAAAACAAAUGAAAAUGAUGCAGAGGUGGAGGAGAGGUUAGCAGAAAUUCAAUUGGCUGCUGGAAAUACUACUGAUGCACAAAACCAUGAAGACAAGCCUGUCUGGCGUGAACUUUUAAGCCCUUCUCCUGCACUGCGCAGGAUGUUACUCACUGGGUUUGGAAUCCAGUGUUACCAACAGGUUACUGGUAUUGAUGCAACUGUUUAUUAUAGUCCCGAGAUCUUUAAAGCUGCUGGUAUGCAGGGCGAAUCAAAGCUUCUUGCUGCUACGGUAGCUGUGGGUGUUACAAAGACGGUAUUUAUACUUGUAGCGACUUUUUUAAUUGACAAAGUUGGAAGGAAGCCUCUGCUGUAUGCAAGCACAAUUGGGAUGACUGCAUGUUUGUUCACAGUGGCAAUCAGCCUCUCUUUACUAGGACAUGGAUCUCUGGGGAUUGCUUUGGCAAUACUGUCAAUUUGUGGAAAUGUAGCAUUCUUUUCUGUGGGGAUGGGUCCAGUUUGCUGGGUGUUGACAUCUGAAAUAUUUCCUAUAAGGUUUCGUGCUCAAGCAUCAGCGCUUGGAGCUGUGGGUAAUAGGGUGUGCAGUGGUCUGGUUGCCAUGUCUUUCCUCUCUGUUUCUCGUGCAAUUACCGUGGCUGGAACCUUUUUUCUCUUUAGUGCAAUUUCAGCUACCUCUGUUGCCUUUGUUUACAUGAUUGUUCCAGAAACGAAAGGCAAAUCUCUCGAGCAGAUCGAGAAGAUGUUUGAGAAAGGAUACGAGUCGCAAGGAGGUGAAGUGCAGCUUGGAGAUGCUGAACGUUUAAUGCAGAAACAAUAACAUUGGAUGCAUUCUUUGCUUGAGCCAGACCAGAAUGACUGUUGUGGAUAAUUUGUAAGCUGCAAGCCUGUCAAACUACAACCUGGGAUUUGUCAUCAGUUCCUUGCAAAGAGGAUUGAUGGAGAACAAUCCCUUUUGGGCAUCAAAGUAUCUGUUCCACAGCAUUGGUCCCUCCUAUUUAGUAAUCGAUGUGAAACCAUAGUCACAGGAAUACACUGUUGUUGUAGCAGCUGUAGGUUGUGCACAGUGAUAGCAGAUUACUCAGAGAGAUCAUCUAUUAUUUGGUACUUCCAUGAAUUUAUGCUUCACAUGAAUGCAAUCGCAUGUUUUUGUUAGAUUGAUUUGUAACAUCACAAGAAUAUUUCUGUUCGUACCUAGUAACUUCAAUUGGUGAUUCAGGCUA